Messenger RNA from Pecten maximus, 702 nucleotides. Its product is annotated as zinc finger BED domain-containing protein 1-like. The transcript has a single exon. The record is from RefSeq and is a predicted model, not a curated record. NCBI's taxonomy places the organism in Eukaryota, Metazoa, Mollusca, Bivalvia, Pectinida, Pectinidae. The coding region runs from base 1 to 702 and encodes 233 amino acids.
AUGACGGCACACGUUUCCCGUAAACACGGCAUAACGUUGAAACCCAGGGAGCCCACCGCAAGGACUACGAGGUCAGGCUCUUGUCAGAGUUCGCCACGGUCCGAAAACGGACAGUUACGGAUAAACGAGGCAUUUACAUCGAAGAACAAGUUUUCACACAGUUCAACAAGACACGGGGAAAUCACAAAGUCUAUCGGUGUCUUUAUCGCCAAAGACAUGCGACCAUUCUCUGUAUUAGAAAACCAGGGAUUCGUGAAUAUGAUCAAUGUGCUGGAACCUAGGUACGACAUGCCAGGUAGGACACACUUUUCAACUAACGUAAUCCCCAAGUUAUAUGAGGAAACUAAAGAAACAGUAACUAAAUGUUUGAAAGAAGCAGAUUUUGUAGCUCUAACUACCGAUGCAUGGACCUCGCGUGCAACACAGAGCUACAAUACCAUAACAGCUCAUUUCAUACUAAAUUGGGAAAUUCAAUCAGUUGUACUUCGAACAAGGGUGAUGCACGAAUCCCACAUAGCACAGCAUUUAGCUGAACUGUUAACUGCUGCCGUGGCAGAAUGGAACCUUAAGCGACAUGAUCAAAUGCCUUCUCUUACUACAGACAAUGCAAAAAAUAUACUUAACGCUGGAGAACUUGCAGGAUUUCACCCCCACAUUGGUUGUGUAGCCCAUGCCAUAAACUUGGCAACACAGGGGUCUUAA